AUGACGGAUCAUUCGGUAACUCCUCAAGUCAACCCAACCAAUGCCAAACUCUUGGCUACCAAUGCUGCCUUACAAACGAAAAACCAACACAUGGCCGAAUUAGCAGCAAUGCAGAACAACGGCGAGGAAAAGAACGAUAAAAAGAAAGUCAAUGACAACCUCCAUGAGGAGCACCAAUCGGACUCGAACAAGUACGGUCAUACAACUGACAAAUGUGUGGUAGCCAAAGAUUUUUUGGAGAGAUUAGCGAGACAAGGCUUACUGGACAAAUAUGUCACUUCUAGGGGACAAAAAGAAGCAACAAGAAACACUGACAAACCAAGCUAUACCUCCGAGUAUAAGGAAAAAGGAACUUGGCACGGACCAGUCGAUGCUCCUACCUCCAAAGGAAUAAUAAAUUAUAUCUCAGGUGGUUUUGCAGGUGGAGGAGCAACUAAUACGGCCAGGAAAAGAAGUUACUGGGCCAUGAUGACAAUGGAAGGAUCUCGCCAGGAUACCCAUUCCUCGGCUCUAACAACCCAAAUCGCCUUCAGCAUAUCCAACUUUAAGUCACAAUGCCCGAACUUGGAUGACCCAGUGGUGAUUUCAAUCUGCACAGGGGAGCUAAUGGUCAAAAAGGUUCUACUGGAUCCAGGAAGCAGCGCCAACGUCUUAUUCUACUCCACAUUUAGAAAAAUGCAACUCAGCGACAAAGCAUUACAGCACUCGACCGGAAAAUUGGUAGGGUUCUCCGGAGAAAGUGUGCCUGUUUCAGGUUAUGUAUGGUUGAGAACGACACUAGGGGAGCCUUCAAACUCUAAAACUUUAGAUAUUCAAUUUCUAGUAAUUGAUUGUUCUAGCCCUUACAAUAUCAUUUUGGAAUGUUUGUCCCUUAACUCUUUUGGAGCCAUUGUUUCUACAGUUCAUUUCUGUGUUAAGUUUCCUGUGCAGGAUAACAUGGUGGCAAUAGUAUAUGCCGACCACAAAGAAGCUUGA
Messenger RNA from Arachis ipaensis, 975 nucleotides. RefSeq lists its product as uncharacterized. The record is from RefSeq and is a predicted model, not a curated record. Lineage: Eukaryota; Viridiplantae; Streptophyta; Magnoliopsida; Fabales; Fabaceae.